Molecule: messenger RNA, 644 nt
Organism: Salarias fasciatus (jewelled blenny)
Lineage: Eukaryota; Metazoa; Chordata; Actinopteri; Blenniiformes; Blenniidae
Product: gamma-crystallin M2-like
Exons: 4
Coding region: 21-644 (207 amino acids)
Biological process (GO): visual perception; lens development in camera-type eye
Molecular function (GO): structural constituent of eye lens
Source: RefSeq, a predicted model, not a curated record
AAUCCUUUACCUUAAAUUUGAUGCCAAAUUUUCAUCUUGAGUUUUCAACGAUCGAGCAUCAUCUGCCCUUCAUGAAACCGACACAGUCUUCAGUCACCGAACCCCAAACGAUGUCACUACAGAUCAUCUUCUACGAGGACAGGAACUUCCAGGGUCGUUCCUAUGAGUGCAUGAGCGACUGCCCCGACAUGUCCUCCUACAUGAACAGGUGCCACUCCUGCAGGGUGGAGAGGGGUUGCUUCAUGGUGUACGACCGCACCAACUACAUGGGUAACCAGUACUUCAUGAGGAGGGGCGAGUACGCUGACUACAUGAGCAUGAUGGGCAUGAGCGACUGCAUCAGGUCCUGCCGCAUGAUCCCCAUGCACAGAGGAUCCUACAGGAUGAGGAUCUACGAGAGGGAGAACUUCGGAGGUCAGAUGUACGAGCUGAUGGACGACUGUGACAACAUCAUGGACCGCUACCGCAUGAACAACUGCAUGUCCUGCAACGUGAUGGACGGCCACUGGCUGAUGUACGAGCAGCCCCACUACAGAGGCAGGAUGAUGUACAUGAGGCCCGGCGAGUACAGGAGCUUCAUGAACAUGGGCUCCAAUGGCAUGAGGUUCAUGAGCAUGAGGCGCAUCACUGACUCCUGCUAUUAG